Molecule: messenger RNA, 1442 nt
Organism: Phragmites australis (common reed)
Lineage: Eukaryota; Viridiplantae; Streptophyta; Magnoliopsida; Poales; Poaceae
Exons: 1
Coding region: 290-1195 (301 amino acids)
Biological process (GO): protein quality control for misfolded or incompletely synthesized proteins
Cellular component (GO): endopeptidase Clp complex
Molecular function (GO): ATPase binding; serine-type endopeptidase activity; ATP-dependent peptidase activity
Source: RefSeq, a predicted model, not a curated record
UUCUUGCGGAGCAGGGCAAAAUCCCAGAGAGCACGCAGAACAAUCCCCAAAAGAUCCAAACCCAGCUCCUUCCGUCUCGACUCCUCCGUCUUCCGCUCUUGGGUCUCGGCUCACCUCACGCUAUCCAUCCGUUUCACACUCGCUCCUUCCUGGCUCCCUCCCUCCCUCUUGUUAUUACUCCCUUCCUUUCCCAUCCCCAAUCCACGCGCCGCCGGCCACCGCUUCGCCGCCUCAGAUCCCACGCCCCACCCCGCUCGGUCCCUUACACGAGCGCGACGCGGCCGCGGCCAUGACGCCCUCCUCCGCUCUCGCUCUCGCCCACCUAGCAGCCGCCUCCGUGCUCCCCGCCUCCUCGUCCAGGCCCAGGCCCGGGCCCAAUUCCGUGGGCCUGAGCCCCGGCCCACGCCGGCUCUCGGUGGCGGCGCCCCCGCGGGCGUUUUUCUCCUCCUCGCCGUACCAGCCGCCGCCCCCCCAACCAGCGGGGCUCUCGCCUCACCGCGAGUACGGGCUGGUCCCCAUGGUCAUCGAGACCACCUCCCGCGGGGAGCGCGCCUACGAUAUCUUCUCGCGCCUGCUCAAGGAGCGCAUCGUCUGCAUCCACGGGCCCAUCGCCGACGACACCGCCUCGCUCGUCGUCGCGCAGCUGCUCUUCCUCGAGUCCGAGAACCCGCUCAAGCCCGUCCACCUCUACAUCAACUCCCCUGGCGGCGUCGUCACGGCGGGGCUCGCCAUCUACGACACCAUGCAGUACAUCCGCUGCCCCGUCACCACGCUCUGCAUCGGCCAGGCCGCGUCCAUGGGCUCGCUCCUGCUCGCCGCGGGGGCGCCCGGGGAGAGGCGGGCGCUGCCCAACGCCAGGGUCAUGAUCCACCAGCCCUCGGGGGGCGCGCAGGGACAAGCCACCGACAUCGCCAUCCAGGCCAAGGAGAUCCUCAAGACGCGCGACCGGCUCAACAAGAUCUAUCAAAAGCACACGCGCCAACCUAUUGCCAAGAUCGAGCAGUGCAUGGAGAGGGACCUCUUCAUGGACCCAGAGGAGGCGCACGAGUGGGGGCUCAUCGACGAGGUCAUCGAGAACCGACCCGCCUCGCUCAUGCCUGAUAGCCUAGGUGGCGGAGUCGAUCUGCCCAACCUCGGCGGCGGCGGCGGCGGCGGCGGGCGGGGAAGGGAUGUCGAGGAGCCCUCUGCGGUAUGAGGAUCUGCCACAUAGGUGAAAUCAUUUUCCUGUCCGGUGGCUGUGUUGUUUGUUGUUAGUUCUAAGUUUAAUUCUUACUACACAAGGUUAACCUUAUUGUUGUGAUUGCCGAGGCGUCCUGAAUUGAGCUAUUGGUGAUAAUUAUUGCAACUAUAAGGAAGUUUCAUUCCUGUGAUACCGAUAAAUUGACAGUAUUGUGUAUGUAUUAUAUAAGUAUCAAUUUCAUGCUGGAGCAUUGAAAAUGUCA